AAGAUCCUAAGAACUUGGAAUGUCAUCCAAAGCUGGUGAUUGUAACAGUUAUUUAUGAAGCUGAGGGAAUGUGGAAGAUCCAAACCAAAGUCCAAGCUUUGAUCAAAUCUUGGAGCAGCUCAAUCCCCAAAUCCAGCAUCAAUUUCCAGUUCCACCGUCCCUUUUCCUCCAUGGAUUCCAUUUCCUCUCCUUCGAGGACCAUUUCCGUCUUCUCCACUAUUCCUCUGCCGCCGGGCUCCGAUGCCGCCGAUGCCUCUGGAAAUUCUACUUUGUCUCGGAAGCCGAUCAGUCUCUGGCCCGGAAUGCACCAUUCGCCGGUCACCACAGCUCUCUGGGAAGCUAGGUCCAGUAUCUUCGAGAGGCUGCUUGAUCCUCCUAAAGAUGCGCCGCCGCAGAGCGAACUGCUUACCAAAACGCCUUCUCAGAGUCGGACGAUUGUCAUUUAUAAUUUCUCUUCUGAUUUCAUUCUGAGAGAGCAGUACCGAGAUCCGUGGAAUGAGGCCAGAAUCGGAAAGCUGCUCGAAGACCUAGAUGCCUUGGCCGGCACCAUCUCCGUUAGACACUGUUCUGAUGUUGAUAGCACAACCAGACCACUUUUGCUAGUCACUGCCUCUGUUGACAGGAUUGUUCUGAAGAAGCCAAUUAGUGUUGAUGCUGAUCUGAAAGUAGUUGGUUCAGUCAUUUGGGUUGGGAAAUCCUCAAUUGAGGUUCAGUUAGACAUGAUCCAGUCCACAGAAGUUGCUCUGACAGCAAACUUCAUAUUCGUGGCUCGCGACUCUAAGACUGGGAAAGCUGCUUUGGUUAACAGGAUUUUGCCAGAAACUGAGGAAGAAAAACUACUUUUUGAGGGAGCAGAAGCCAGAAGUAAGUUAAGGAAAAGGAAGAAUAGAGGUGGUAUGUGGGGGUUGGAAAAUGGUGAUAUAAAAAGAAUUGAUGCUUUGCUAGCAGAGGGAAGAAUCUUCUGUGACAUGCCAGCCCUGGCAGACAGAGACAGCAUUCUUCUCAGGGAUACUCGCCUCGAGAACUCUUUGAUUUGUCAACCACAACAAAGAAACAUACAUGGUCGCAUUUUCGGAGGGUUUCUGAUGCAACGAGCAUUUGAAUUGGCUUUCUCAACAGCAUAUGUAUUUGCUGGAAUGGUGCCUUACUUUUUUGAAGUUGAUCAUGUUGAUUUCUUAAAACCUGUAGAUGUCGGUGACUUCCUACGUUUCACAUCUUGUGUUCUUUACACGGAACUCGACAAUCCAGAUCAGCCAUUGAUCAACGUUGAAGUCGUUGCCCACGUCACUAGGCCCGAGAUCAGGUCUAGCGAGGUUUCGAACACGUUCUAUUUCACUUUCACCGUGCGUCCAGAGGCAAAAGCGAAUGGGAACGGAUUCAGACUUCGCAACGUCGUUCCAGCAACAGAAGAAGAAGCUCGUCGUAUCAUCGAGCGCAUGGAUGCCGAAAAGAUGCUCAGGGACUUGAGCAAGCAAUCUGAAUCAGGUUAGGCUUAGGCAGCCAACACAAUGUGGCUUUUAAGUUCAAAGAAAAUUAAUGAUAUUCAAAUGGUGUGAAUGUGGGCUUAGCUUAUGAUCACAUAUGCUGUUGGAGGGAGCAGAGCAAUCAAAUUAUGUAAUGGGACAUUGAUAUCAUUAUGUAAUUUUAGGAAUAAAUGUCUUUUCAA
Cucurbita moschata (crookneck pumpkin) is the source of this 1666-nucleotide messenger RNA. Its product is annotated as acyl-coenzyme A thioesterase 9, mitochondrial-like. The record is from RefSeq and is a predicted model, not a curated record. Gene Ontology annotation, biological process: acyl-CoA metabolic process. The transcript has 5 exons. Bases 69 to 1490 code for a protein of 473 amino acids. Lineage: Eukaryota; Viridiplantae; Streptophyta; Magnoliopsida; Cucurbitales; Cucurbitaceae. Gene Ontology annotation, molecular function: fatty acyl-CoA hydrolase activity.